AUGUUUUUUGAGAAAUUGAGGAUUUAUAACACGAAAGAGAAAUUGAUAGAGAGAAUAAUAUAGUAUAAAAGAGAAGAAGAAAGAAGAAAAAAUAGCCCAAUAAGAGAGAAAAUGAAAAGAACAAGUAUAAAAAGUUGCUUAUUAUUUUAAGUUUCAACUUGUUAAACUUAACGAACAGUUUUCAAUUGUAAUAAUCGAGUAUCAGUAUCUCCAAAGAUUUAAUGUGCUUUAGAUAUAGAGAAAAUAAGAAUGCCCUUUAGUGCAGAGAGAGAGAGUAAUCAUUUAACAAGAGUGACAGAGAUACCUAUUAGAUAAUAGUUUUAUUAUAGAGUUUAUAAAUAGAUUGACUACUCCUUAACCGGCUAAAAAAAGUAUAUUAGACCAUAUUAAUGAGCAGGAGGAAGAAAAGAUGAUUAGAGAAUUAUUUGAUAAUUAUAAACCAGAAUAAUUUGAUGACUUAAUUGAGAAUGAUGUAUAGGAGAUAGAGAGAGUUAAUGAAGAGGCUUAUUUAAAUUCAUUGAAGCAAUUCUCAUAUUAAGAUUAUAGUCCUCAAAGAAUGAAUAUGAUAAAAAAGCAUUAACAUCAUCAUCAUAAAUCAAAUCCGUCUCGUUAAAACAAUAAUAAUAAUAAGUAUUAUUAAUAACGAUAAUUGUAUUUACAAUAAUUGGAAUAUAAGGGUGAUAUUUAUUAAGAAUAAAAUACUGAUCGAGGAAUAUUCCUAAAAAGGUUUAGAUUUGCUAAGUAAUUAAUUUAUUAUAAAAAUAGUAAAAACUUGAAUAAAGUUUGUUAAGAAGAUUUUAGAAAAGUAAUUAAGUAAUAAAAUAAAUUGGAAGAUUAUGCAUAAUUUUAUAAACAAGCCCCAAAUUUAUAUAUGCAAUUGAAUAAGAGUUCAAAUUAAUAAUCUAUAUUUUAAAGUGGAUUAGGAUUAGUACAGUAGUGUAACCACAUUUAAACUGCGAAUGCAUCAGGAUAAAUUAGAACAAAUUAAUAAGUAAAAGUAUUUUCGGAGGCUUUAAAAACUUCAUAAUGCAAAACUUUGACUCAUUUAAAAUUAAGUCAUAAUAAACUAAAUUCUUUAAAGUAUUAGAUUUAAUUUAAUUUAGAAUCUAAUAAUUAACAAAGUCUUUUCCAUAACAUUUAUAAGAAUUAGAUUUAAUGAAUAAUGGAUUGGAUUCUAAAGCUUGUUAGUUAUUAUCAAAAUAUAUAUAAAAUUCAGCUAUAAAGAAAGUGAAUCUAGAGAAUAAUAGAAUAGGAGAUUUGGGUAGCAAUGCUUUAUGUUUAGCAAUAUAAGAUCAUGAUUAUUUGCUUUAUUUAAAUUUAUCGAAAAACAAUCUAACAGAACAUUGCACUAUUGAAUUGUCUAAUUACAUAAAGAAAACUUAAGUUUUAUUUGAAUUGUAUCUUCAUUUUAAUUCUAUAAACAGUGUUGGAGGAAUAAAUAUUUGGAAAGCUUUGUAUAAAAAUUCAAGUGUGAAGGUGUUUGAUAUAUCAUAUAAUAAAACUGCAUCGUUGGAAUGUGCAUAAUAAAUGGCAAAAGUAAUAAUUAAAUAGUACCCAGAAUUAAUGCAUAUUGAUAUUUCAUAUAAUAAUUUUAAUGAAGAAUAAUCAAUAGAGAUUAAAAAAGCAUUAGAUCAAAAUCAAAAUAUUUAUGGAUUUCAUUAUUAAGGUAAUUGUCCAAAAUAUUCUGUUGAUUCUACUGGCCAUUUAAGAGACAGAAUAUAAGAAGCUAUCGAUAUUUAAAAUAAAAUUGAAGAAUGCAAAAAGAAUCCCUAAACAACCUUAAAAUUAGUUGAUGAUAACUAAAUCUAAUCUAUAGAAAAUUAAGAACUUGAAAAUAAUCAUAAUUAUUAUUAAAAUAAGAUAAAUAACUCUCAUAAUGAUUAAGAAUUACAUAGAAAUUUUAGAUUUCGACGUAUUUAGGGAAUGAAACCUAUAAAAUAAAAUUAUGAUAAGGAUGGUGAAUUAGAUGCUUGUUGGAUUUGUGAUGGUUGGUAGGAAGUCAAAUUUACAUGGACUCCAGGUAAAUCAGGUGGAAUGAAUAAUGAUCCAAUAUUUGUACAUCUAAAUUUUGAGAGUUAUAAACCUAUCCUUAUGACCCUACAUAAUGGAGAGUAUUCUGCUUAUAGAAUGUGUCCACCAAAUUAUAAAGUUACUUAUUUUUUUAGUAAUCCUGUAUUAGGAAUUUAGACAACAGCAAAAAACUAAUUAAUCACAUAAACACCUUCAGAUGAUCCAUUAUAUCAAACUAAAUAAUCAUUUUUAUAUAAUGGUGAUAUUUUGAUUGAAGGUAAUCGAAUGGGUUUUGUUAAUGAAAUAUUUACAGAAGAUAAACAAUCAAUAAUGGAUAGAUAUUUUGCUAAAGUUUUCAGUAAGCCAAGAGAAGAGCAAAAAACAUUCGAUUUAACUAAAUUUUUAACAAAAAGAGAAAAACCUUUUUGGAGUUAUGAACUUUCAAUUUUUAAGAACUAUUAACCUGAUAAUGAAGAGUUGAUAGAUGAAUGUUUUGAAUAUGAUUAUGGAAGUUCAAAAAUAAAUAAAAUAAUAAAAGAUCCUUUAGAAUAUAAUGAAGUUAAGGAAAUAAUGAGAGAAUAUUAUCCAUAUAUAUUUGCAUCAUAUAAGUUUUAUGCAUCUAUAUUAAUAGGAGCUACAAUUCCUUGUAUUUCAUCAAAUGCCUUUUUUGAUUUAGUUAAUUCAACCAGUAUAAUAUCAGAUAAAUUCAGAUCUGGUGAUAUAGAUUUAAAUUUCAUUUCUACAUCAAAUGGAAAAGAUAUAAAUUAUCCAAAUGUAUAUGAAAAAGCAUUGGUUAGAUAUUAAUUGAUGGAAUUAUUAAUUAGAAUAGCAAUUGAUAAAUAUUUAAGAACUUAAAUAUGUAAAUCAGUAAAAGAAAGUUUGAGAAAGUUAUUUGAAGAAGAUGGAAUAAAAUAAAAACUCUUAGAAAUAGAUCGAAGUUAAGAUUGGAGAGAUAUGAGAUAUUGGAAUGAAUAAUGUGAUAUGCUUUUAAGUAAGAAUUGUUAAAUUCAUAUAUAGAGGAUAGAUUACCAAUGUUAAAGAUGCUGUUCAAAUAUACAUCCAAAUUAAAUCCUAAAUAAAAAUAUUAUAAACAUUCAUGGCUUUAAUUUAAAGACUUUAGAGAUUUAAUUAAUAAAUGCGAUUUAUAUUGUGAUAUUUUUGUUGAAAGAGAUGCAUAUUUAGUAUAUUUAUUAUCAAUGUAAACUUCAGUUGAUGAAUUGUUCUUACUUAAACAUUUUCAAAUGGAAUUUUAUGAAUUUUUAGAGGCACUUGCUAGAUGUGCUGAAAAACUAUCAUUAAUUAGAACUCAAGAUUAAUUAACUAUUGAUGAAAGGAGAUAACAACCUUUAUUCAAAAAAUUAGAUGCUUUAACUUAUCUUAUCUAUAUAAGAUUAGGAGAAUCAAUAAAAUCUUAUUUUAAAGAUUCAGAAGAUCUUUCGGAUUUCGAUAAAUGCAUGUAAAAAUAAUAUGGAUUGGCUAUCAAAUAACCAAAUCCUGAAGAAGAGGAGGAAGAACUUGAAAAACUUACUCCUUAAUAAGAAGAUAAAAUACUUGAUGAAUAAAUUAAAAUUAUUGUAGUUCCCCCUUAAAUUACGGUGGUAUUUAUCAAAUUUUAUAAAAUAAGGUUUAAACAAAUAAGAAAACCACUGGAAUGACAUUUUUGUAGGUCAUUAAAUAGGCUUAAUAAUAAAAAUAAUUAAAAAACCUAUUCAAUUUGACAAAUGUAGUUUAAUACUUUAGAUUAAAAGAAGAAGACUAAUAAAAAUGA
Molecule: messenger RNA, 3778 nt
Organism: Paramecium sonneborni
Lineage: Eukaryota; Ciliophora; Oligohymenophorea; Peniculida; Parameciidae
Source: the annotation of a GenBank genome assembly